This is a messenger RNA of Fusarium venenatum, 1446 nucleotides long. RefSeq names its product chondroitin AC/alginate lyase. Gene Ontology annotation, molecular function: lyase activity. Gene Ontology annotation, cellular component: periplasmic space. Lineage: Eukaryota; Fungi; Ascomycota; Sordariomycetes; Hypocreales; Nectriaceae. The record is from RefSeq and is a predicted model, not a curated record.
AUGAUGCUGGUUCAUUUUUUGUUGAUUCCUUUUCUUUCUUCACUCGGUUCCGCUUUCACGCACCCUGGUCUCUUAGUGUCUUCUUCUGAUAUUGACCGUAUUCAGACAAAGCUUGCUGCCAAAAAAGAGCCUUGGACUGCGUCUUGGGAGAAGUUGACUAGCAUUCCAUUCUCCAGCGUCGAUUACAAGAACAACGCAGUCAAUGACGUAAAUCGCGGCCAGAAUGGAGAGGCUUUGUGGCACGACGCUGCAGCUGCGUUCAAUCUUGCCUUGCGCUGGAAGGUAUCUGGAGAGGAGCAGUUUGCGGAAGCUGCAUCGAACAUUCUCGUCGCUUGGGCAGACAAGUUGAAGGUCCUCAGCGGUGGUGACGAUGCCUAUCUCACUGCAGGUCUACAAGGCUACGAGCUUGCCAACGCCGUCGAACUGCUCCAUGACUACAAAUCUUUUGUCGAGAAGGGUCGGCCAAAGGUACUUAGGCUACUGAACGAAUUGUUUCUACCAAUGAAUCUCGAUUUCCUCAACCAAAGGCUUGGAUCACAACACAAUGUGAAACAUUUCUUCGCGAAUUGGGAACAGUGCAAUAUUGCUUCCGCUCUUGCUAUUGCAGUGGUUAGCGAAAACCAGACGGCAUGGGACUUCACCAUCGACUACUUCAAGAACGGCGUCGGGAACGGGGCCAUCAACAACGCCAUUUCGAAUAUCGUCGAGGAGCCGGGUACUGGCAAGCCGCUUGGCCAAGGGCAAGAAUCUGGACGGGAUCAAGGCCAUUCGGGGAUGAACUUUCAGCUUUUGGGAGCUAUUGGACAGCAGGCAUGGAAUCAAGGCGAAGACCUAUUCGCUUACAACAACAGCCGAAUUCUUCUCGGUGCUGAGUACUUUGCCCGCUACAACCUGGGAAAUGAUGUCCCGUUCGAGCCAUACACCAAUGGAAUUGUUUCCUUCGAUGUCAUCAGCGAAGCCUCUCGUGGCGCUGUCAGGCCAGCAUGGGAAUUGCUUUACAGUCACUAUGUUCAGAUCAAAGGCCUCGACGCCCCUUGGACCACCGCUUACCUGAACAACUCCUUGGGUUACUUUGGUGGCUUCGAGGGAGGAGCUGGUUCCUGGGGAGAAGGUUCAGGCCAUUACGACGGACUCGGUUGGGGCUCUCUUCUCUAUCACUUGGACGAAUCCGAUGUCCGGGCUAUCAAGUCAUCUGCCACCACAUCAAUUCCUUCGACCAAGACCCCUAAUCAAGUUGCACAAGAGACUCACAACCCAGCAUCUCCUACCACUGCCAGUGUUGUGUCCAAGCCUACCACCCUGACAGAAGCUUCUCCUUCAACUUCUACAUCACCUUCAUCAACCCAUACGAUUGUGGCAGAGCGUCCGCAUGUUUCACAACCCAAGGCCAAAGGAUCCCAUCACAAGGCUCAUAAGCCUAAAACAGGGUGCCGUGCUGUUAAGUAG